AUGUCGAAAAUAGAAUACAUGAAAGUUCUCCGCAAGACAGAGACGUUUCAUGCUUUAAAAGCAAUCGAUAUUCUGUCAAAGGCACCGGAUAAUCUCCUGGCGAUCCUGGCACAGCAAAAGGUGCAUUUGGGACUACUGACAGUAUUCUUGACAUUCGUUGAGUUUCCGUCUCCAGAAUUCGACGAACCCUUGAGCCAGAGCGUAGCAUCUAUUCUCGUCGUUUCAACACUUACGAACGGACUGAAGAGGCUACUAUGGAGGAAACCUGUGAUCUCUGUUCUCAUUAGCCAGGAUGAGUUGUAUGGGCUAUUUGAGGCAUUGGUCAUCCAACGUAACAGUAACCUGGGAGGGGAUCCUGCAGAGCUGUACAUAUGGAAAGCAAGGGUCAUGGACGUGGUUGACUUUGUAGUAGAGACAACGGAAACAGAUGUCAUGCCCUAUCUUCACUCGAAAGGGUGCGCCAAACUACUGUCUGACGCAUUAAGGGAAUACCUCGUUGACGGAAGCAUCGAUUCCGUACAUCGGGAGGAGGGCAUUCUCAUCUUGCGCAUAAUUGUCAAGUUGAUCAAGAAGUCGUCUUUGAUGUCUAGUGUAUUGUUGGAUGACUUUAAGGCAAACAAGAUCUACGAGAUCCUGGCGAUGCUUCUCGUCUCCCCUCCCUUUGACGAAGACAUGCUUACGUUCAAGUACACUAUCAUUUCUCUGAUCGAGGAGCUGGCAUUCAUCGACAAGGAGGCAUUGGCACCUCCAGAAGAGGGUACACCUUACCAACACCAAGAUUUCGUACUUCCUGUCGUGGGCCCUGAACAUGCUGGUGCCGUGGUGCGGAACCUGGUGGCCUGCCAAGUGUUGGUGACAGCGCUAUUAUACCCUGACAUUUCCAACAUGACGCUCUUACCCGUCGGCAACAAGGACCAGAACGCACCCCCCCAUCAGUUUCUGUUGACGGUGUUCUCCACUCUUCUGUCGAUCAUCAGAGACCAUCCCAUUAACUACUUCUUGCUGGAGAGGCUGAAUAUUCUUUCUUGCGCCAUUGAGCGUCUCGAUACCUAUCAUCCAGAACUCCAGUCGUCUGUCAUGGAGUUGUUCACAUAUGUGCUCAAGGACUUGAAUUACGUGCCUUUCCGUGAUCUUGUCAUCCUUUCAAUUCACUUCCAAGGGACGUCGUCACCAAGGACAACAGCACUUGUGUGCGAUACCGUCGCUAGUCUCCUGCAGACAUCGCAUGGAUUCAAGGACGUAUUGCGUGAAGUUGGACUCAUCGACAUGUUCUGCAACAUGCUGGAGGAACUAUCGGUCGUACUGAGAGAGACAUUCGGCAGCCCUCAGUUCAACAACCGGAUCUCAGUGUUAGAUUUCGGAAAGGCGUUCACGCCCGGCGAGUCAAAGCCGCGAAAAUACGGGAUUGAAGUGGUCCACCAUUUCAACAGCAUCAUGGCAUGUCUAGUAGAACUGCUCCGAGGCAGCAGGAGUAACAUUGCGCUCUUCCAGUCAACUUUCCGAGGCGAUCUGUUCUCGCUUUUACACUAUAACGAGACCAGGGAUGGCAUCCUAAGAAUCAUCGUCGUGCUUGUUGUUGAAAGCUAUCGAUUUUUCCUGGAGGACAGGGAGGCAUCGGCAAGUAAAUCGCCGCCAACCAAUUCCUCUGGACCACUUACUCAAAAAUCGCUGUCUGCUCCAUAUCAGCUCACCCAACUCUGUGAGAUUCUGCAGUCUCUGAACCGAUACGACUUCAAAAUGAAGAUGGCGAUCCUCAACGCUCUUAAUGAAGUGUUCUUGGAGUGCCCAGAGCUCAAGGAUGUCUUCAGAGAAGGUGGUGGAUAUGUCUCUAUUGUCUCGCUGCUGAUCCGCCUUGAGGAUGCUUACCAGACUAUCGAGAGAUUUGAGAAACUCGAUUUACCGAAGAGGAGACAACGCCGCGAUCCAAAGACAAAUGAGCGGAUCCCUACAAAGGUUGACAUGCUGGAGUUGUUCACAAAGGUAUUUUCCGUGCUCUCAGAGUCGAUGCGGGACCAUCCAGGGAACAGCAGCUACUUUGAAGAACAUAUCGGAUUCAGAUCGAUUGCGGAUGCUCUUCAGCUCACAGGAGUCUUUAGUCCCAACGGAGAUGCUGCAAGCAUGCUGGGGAUCUUGUUCGCCUUCGCCACCCAGAACGAGUCUGUAUUACACAUAUUCGACGAUCCCGAGGAGAUUGAGCAGACGCCUGAGAUGGUAGCCAAGUGGCUCAACAGCCCCAAGAUCUGCGUUCAAAAUCCUCACGUCGUUUUGGGAAUCUGGGGGAUCUGCGUGAAGUUGCAAGACCAGGAGUCGCUCGCGUUUUGCGGGAUGAUGUCACUUUUCGCGUUGUCAUGCGCAAACAGGAGGAACCAGGUUCUUAUGGGUCAGACUGCAUUGCUGGAUGAGCUUUUGAAGGCGCUUUUCGACAACCCAUCGUUGGCGAUUGAAAACAGUGGCGAUCCAUCUUUUGACGAGAACAACGUCAUGCGCGAUAUCAUGUCCCGACUUGCGAAGCGAUUGAUCGAGAUGGGCAUGUCUUCUGUUGGAUUCAGGUAUCUCAUGGAAAAGUUCAGUGCGACCAAGGAAAUUUCGUUUGGAGAGUGCUCUGGCUUGUUGGAUAUGCUGCUUCACGGCGUUACGCAUUCGCGUUGGCCCAGUUUCGUGCAGUUUGAUGGGUACAGUCGCCUAGAGUUGCGUUCAUUAGGAGCACACAAUUUCCCGCCGACAACUGGAUACACGUUCUUGGGAUGGCUAUGCAUCGAGUCGUUUGAUGAGGAGCUCCCUAUUCAGAUCCUGGAGAUUUCUGAUGAAGAUCAGCGGUGCUACCUCAGCGUGCAGAUUGAACCGGAGACGCAUAAGCUUGUUGUGAGCGUUUCGCACCAUCACUCAUUAUCGUUCAACUUUGCAUUCGAGAUCGGGCGUUGGUACCACCUCGCAAUCGUACAUUCAAAGCCCAAACUGAGCAUACCUGGUGGCUCGCUUUCGGUCUACAUCGACGGCAUUCUCGGAGACAAGAUCAAGUGUGGAUAUCUUUCCUCACCUAGCGGAGAGGUCAGGGGGUACCUAGGACGACACCAGAAGCCAAAGAUGACAGCUAGGAAGGAUGGGUUAACCCUUUCUUGGAAUCUGGGGCCAUGCUAUCUCGUAGAUGAGCCACUGGAUGUACAGAUCAUGGAUGUCCUGUACAACCUGAGCCCGCGGUACCAUGGUAACUUCCAGGAUUCACUUGGCAAGUUCCAGACAUACGAGACCUCAACCGCAUUGAACAUCAAUUUGGAGGCAGCUCGACGCCGAUCAUCACCCAAUAGCCGUAGUCACGAGGAGCAGGUCGCGCUUAUGAACGCUAUUCGCGGUACAAUUGGAAACAGCAUUCCAGAAGACAAGCUGGUGUUUGCAUUCUCAGGCAGGAAUCUGCUGGAUACUACAGACACAAGGACUGUUGGGCAACUCGCCGGGAUUCAGCAGAAAGAUCAGUUCUGCAGGAUUUUGUUCAAUUCUGCAAUCCCCAGGAUUCACCGUGGCAUCAAUCCACUCUCAGCGAUUGGGAUCCUUGUCGGUAACCCUCUGGUUGCUGCUCCACGCGGACUGGAUGAUUCGAUCUGGAAAGUUGGCGGAUGCGUCGUCGCUCUGCGAAUUGUCGAGAGUGCAAAGGAUACGGCUACGCUGGAGAAAGCAGUUCUGUUGCUGGAUCAAUUGAUCAGAUGCAGCUGGAGGAAUUCCGAGGACAUGGAACGCAUCUUUGGUUAUGAGAUCCUCGGGUAUAUCCUAAAGCAAAAGAAGACGCUGUUCUCGAUUGAAAUGAUGAACACUCUGCUGAGUGUUGUGGGCAUGGAUCUCGAAUACCCAGAUGAUUCUGUGAUCACGAAUUCGUUUGCGUUCAGACAUUUGAUGCUGGACAUGGAUAUUUGGAAGAAGACAGACAUCGAGAUCCAACUGCUUCAUCUUGAGCAAUUCAAGAUCUUUUUGCAGCAUAGCCACAAGUCCUCCUUGAACGUUAAACGCCUCAGCACCAUGCAUGUUGUCAAAAAGAUGUUGGCUCCUUUGCGAACUGGAAAAUACCCUGCCGUCCAGCUUCCGAGCUAUGUUGAUGCGAUGAAAACGGUCGUUUUCAAUCAAUUCUCGACGGAGACAGUGCGCAACUUAGCGACAUUCCUGGUAUCGACUUUAAAGCAGACCAACCUGAACCGUUCAACGUCGGUGUCAUCCCAUCGACGAGCGGAUUCGGGUGCGGACGAUCUGGAGAACGCAAAGGCAUCGUUAAAUGUUAAGAUUGUGCUGGACCCUCGAGAAACACCCAUUUCUUCGACUCUCAAGCACGCUGCCAUGGGCAAUGCUAUCAUGGAGAUGCUGGAGCAAAUUUUGUGCGAGCGAGGCAAUGUCGACUAUGUGCAAAAGUUUGCGACAACAAUCACCAACAAAUGGACAUUGCUAUUUAUCGAGAAUCACGGCAAUCCUUAUGGUGCGAUCCUUGCCACGAGGAUCCUGGCUCGACUCUUGUAUACUCAGGGCCCGGCUUAUUUAGCAAAGUUCAAGGCAUCAUACGGAUUCUUAGUUCUUCAGUCGUAUAUCCCACAGUUCUGGAAUUUUGUGCCGAUGAUCCAUGUAGUGCUCUGUAUCCUGCUCGGCGUGGAUGUCUGUGAAGUCCCCUUGCGCACUCCAUUGGACAAUGAAACGCUUCACAGCCUAUAUGGCGAGUCGAUUGAGGCCACUGGUCGAGUUGCCUGCCUCGAUAUCUUGCCCACGCUGAUGACCAUGCUCAAGAAUGGAGUUGCCACUGCGGUGACACCUGCAAACAGCAAAUCUGGAACGCAUCAGGAUCGAGCUGCACGCAUUGUGGAGACGUACCAGACGUUGAUCGAAUUCUUUAUCGAGAUGCAGAUGAGCUCGAGAAUCUUCAGGGAAACUUUUGUUCGCCAGGAUUUCAUCGACGAUAUGGCCAGCAUCAUGUUCCCAUUCAUCUGCCACAGCUCCAAGGCAAUGGUCGUCGAAUCAGAGCUGGAUUAUAUUGCGUCUGAACCAGGACAGCAUACAAGCGAGUCAUCCGGUACGACUGGUAUAGCAAUCGAUGCAGAGCUAGGAUCGACAAAACCAGCCUCAGGACGCAGCUCACAGUAUUCGUCUGUGUCAUCUUACAUCGCAUCAGAGGCGAAGACCGUCGACACUGACUCGGUACAAGAGUCAGAAAUAACGCCUCUGACAAGCACACGGUCGGAAUCACCGCCUGCCAUAGCCUCAGCCUCCAUAGUCUCCAUGCCAGCGUCUGCAACACUAGCAACAUCCAGUCUAUCUUUGACAGCAGCUCAGACAACCUCUUUGCAGGUAUCCCAGACGUUCUCGGAGGGAUCGUUCAGGAGAGCAUCCUCGAAUGCCAAUAUUGGCCGUGUUCGCGAUGUGGAUCUGAAGAUUGUGCAGGAGCCCAUUGCUUUGUCGUUGCUGAAGCUUUUCGUUGUCGUCUGCAUCGACUCUAUCCUGGACCCGUCUCAACGACCGCUGGCGGUCAUUGACUUCGUUAUGCAGUCCUGCCCACCAGCUUACAAAGAUCACCAGAUCUAUUUCCAGAGUUUCCUCCUGGGACAUGUUGUUAUCGGGCUGGAGCAGAAUAUUGAGGCGCAACCGGAGGUACUGGCGGACAGUCGCGUCAUGGCUAACGUCGACCAUUUCUGUGAACUGAUUGUGGAUCUCACCUGUCAAGGCUGGUUCGUGGGCUCCUACCUCAUCCAAUUCGACCUUAUUGCAAAUGUGCUGGAGACGAUCUCACACGAUAUCUCCACCCCAGUUUCGUCCGGACCACCCGCCUCUGCCUCUCGACCAGAUGCAAUUCGAACACAUCUGACAUCGCUACUGUAUCGCCUCGUCUGCUUCACAUUGGGACAGUGUCAGGCUGGAGUUGAGAUUCAAACAUCCAAACUGGAAGCACUUUUGGAUAAGUGUAUCUAUUUCCAGAAGAUCCUACUGAGCCAUAGCCCAGGCGAUGUCGAGUUUAUGAAGUGCUUGAUUUUGCAUCUGUUCUCGUUCCUACCUGAGGCCGACGCCAAAACGCGAGCUAACAUGAUGAUUUUGAUCAAGUUGGUCUUCUUGAUGAGACCGAUCGAGGCAUCUGGGCUGUUGAAGCUGAAGCCUACCCACCCGAGCGACGAUGAGGAUUCGGUGGACGAAGGAUUCAGCGCCUUGGUCGAGGGAAAUUAUGGCGAGUUUGUCAAGUGGCGAGAUGCGCAUACAUUGGAGCUUGAGAUGAUAUUUGCAGAAUUUCGUAGGUCCUGGGAUACCAUGAUGUCUAUCGAGUCCAGGACCGGCGAGGAUUCUCAGCGUCAAAAGUACAACCGCAGGACACAAAAGCUGAAGCGACUUUUCCGCCGACAGCACCUGGAGCGAGAUAUUCUGCAACAAUACCGACUCAAGACUCAAGGCUGGACACGGAGCAUUCAGGAGAUGGAAGAGGUCCGUUAUGCGAAGUCACAGCAGGACCUGGACGAUCACGUCCGUUUCGUCAAGAAUGAGUGGAAGAACCUUGUGCGGGAUGUAUGCCGCAAGGGAGCUAUCUGGGAGGACAAGGAUUCGUUGACGAGCAAGACCCCAACCCGCUGGCGACUCGAUUUUACAGAGGCCCGCUCCAGGAUGCGGAGGAAAUUACGCGUGGAUGACCGAAAGUCGGACGAACCUUAUCUUCCGAAGCAAGGUGGAUCCUCGGCUUCGAUGGAUGUCAAGAUCUCUAACCUGAGUAUUCCAAAGAGCGUCAAGUCCAGCCCUAUCCCUGCACAGGCCGCUCCCAAGAGCAGGAUUGAGAAGUUGAAGGAGGCGGACGUGGCCUCCGUUGCAUCUCUUGACAAGAGCCAGGAUGUCAAGAGCGACAAGGACAGCAUGAGUGAUAAUACCAGCACUCAUCAAGAUGAGGCAUCGACCACGGGUUCCGAGAACGCUGCCGAAAAUGACGAGGACGUGGCUGAAAACGAGAACGACGGGAAUGCACCUGAAUCUGCAGAUGUUGAUCAGGACCGUGAUGCGGAGCCAGCAUUUGAGGAAGCUGCGAACCGCAAGAUCCUACGACUGCUCGAAGCUGGGGAUGUUGUAUACGAGGUCUAUAACAUGAGUCGCGUCACUGGUCUGGAUGCUGUGGAGGGCUUGCUCCUGCUCUGCAAACACAACAUGUAUCUCAUCGACAAUUACUUCCAGAAGAUGGAUGGCGAAGUGGUAGACAUCAGGGAAGUUGCUGACUCGGAACGUGAUCAGUAUCUGCAGCUCCUCGCGUCGAAUACACCUUCCCAACAACCGUUGUCAGAUUCAUCCGAGGUCCGUCACCAGUGCAGGAAAUGGCGAUUCGAGGAUAUUAAGGAGGUCCACCGUCGCCGAUACCUGCUGAGAAACGUAGCACUUGAGCUCUUCUUUGUAGAUGGACGAAAUUAUUUGAUCAACCUGAACUUGCAACAGCGCGACCUUGUCUACAAUCAACUCGCAAGCCGUGUGGGGUCUCUAGCGACCAACAGUCUCCAGAUGGGAGAGCGUUCAGCCAUGGUGGAGCCUAACAGCAAUAAUAACCAGGCACAGACAUCGCUCGGAUCCAAGCUCGCCAACAUCUUUGCGCCAUCUUCGAUCGCCGACAUCACUGCCAAGUGGGAGAAGCACGAGAUUUCGAACUUCCAGUACCUGAUGCACCUUAAUACGAUGGCAGGAAGGACCUAUAAUGACUUAACGCAAUACCCUGUCUUCCCCUGGAUCCUAGCUGACUACACCAGCGAAGAGCUCGACCUGACCAACCCAAAGACCUUCCGAGACCUGUCACGGCCCAUGGGUGCUCAGACGCCGGACCGCGAGAAAGACUUUAAUGAUCGCUAUCAUACUUGGGACGGAGGCGAUGAUCGUACGCCACCAUUCCAUUACGGAACCCACUAUUCAUCAGCUAUGAUUGUUUGCUCGUACCUGAUCCGUCUGGAGCCCUUCACUCAAGAGUACUUGAAGCUCCAGGGUGGACAAUUUGAUCAUGCAGACCGAUUGUUCCAUUCGAUUGGCAAGUCUUGGACUUCGGCCUCUCAGAAGACCAUGUCGGAUGUCCGCGAGCUGAUCCCAGAAUUCUUUUACCUGCCCGAGUUCUUGAUGAACACCAAUGGAUUCAACUUUGGGUCACUUCAGACGACGGGUGAACAGAUUGACCAUGUCAAGCUGCCACCGUGGGCUAAGGACGAUCCCAAGAUCUUUAUUGAGAAGCAUCGCGAGGCGCUGGAGUGCGACUAUGUCUCUGCACAUCUGCACGAGUGGAUCGACUUGAUCUUCGGAUACAAGCAGCAGGGACCGGAAUCAGUUCGGGCUGUGAACGUAUUCCAUCAUAUGUCGUACGAGGGCGCGAUCGAUCUGGAUACGAUCGAUGACCAUAUUCAAAAGUCUGCGACCAUUGGUAUCAUUCACAACUUUGGGCAGACGCCUCGACAGCUGUUCAAGAAGCCUCAUGGACCGCGCUUGCCUCCGAACCGCGAUCCUCUGGGCCCUAAUUACUAUAAUUUGGCAAGGCACGCCGAGUACUUGACCCAGUCCGUGGUUCCAGUCAAAGAUAUUGGUCUGCCCGUGGGGGAGAUCAUAUAUCAGGGAGACAAGGCGUUCGUUGGCCAUAGCCAGCGUGCAUAUGAGCCUUUUGCAUGCAGCAAGUAUGUGGAAUGGGGAUUUUCCGAUAACUCUGUGCGCCUCUUCUUGACGGAGACUGGCAAAGUGCUGGGGAUUUUUGAGAAUCUGCAUCUGGAGGCGAUCACCUGUGUGAAGUGGGCGGAUGACCGGACGAUUGUCACGACGUCUCGGGACACUGUGGUGUGUAUUUGGCGCAUUGUGCAGUCGCGAUCGUACGAGCUCAAGCUGAUGAAGUGUCUGCGUGGACACCGGGAGACGGUUCAUACUGUGGCGAUCUCUGUGGCCUACUCGAUCAUUGUAUCGGGAUCGGAGGAUAAGUCUUGUAUCGUGUGGGAUCUCAACCGACUAGAAUAUGUCCGCCAGUUAGGCAAGCAUGAGGAUGGAGUGCGAGUGGUGGCCAUCAACGAUGCGACAGGUGAUAUUGCAACGUGUUCAGGGCCAGUCCUUAGGCUUUGGACCGUCAAUGGAGACUUGAUCCUGCAGAAGUACACGACCCAAAUUGGCGACCCGAUCCUGGACUGUGUGUUUUACGCUGGAAGGACAGGAGAGUGGGUUCCGCAGGAGCUUAUUUUCACCAGUCAUCGACGCGGAACGAUCAAGGUGUGGGAAAAGGCAGUUGUUGAUGCGGAGCACCAGCGCAAUUCGUUCCAGCAGGGCAAGGGAGGGGAUACGUCAACCAGCUCGCUCAGAGCUCUUUGGAUUCGACAAUCAUACCUUCGUCAGGGUCUCAGCACUACUGGGGCGACAUCGCCCUCUGUGGAAGAUGAGUCGUCUUCCGGAGCAAGGUCUCGGCAGUCUUCUCAGGCAUCGCGUGUCACCAAGUGGGCGCUGAGGUUGCGACAGGCAUAUAAAUAUGAGGAUCGUUUGAGGAUCGAUGGAGGCACUAUUCCCAACAUUGUCUCGCUCUAUGUGUCCAGUGCAAGACGAGCGCUGUAUACAGGCGACUCUCUCGGUCGAGUAUUCGUAUGGGUGCUCCCGGAUGGAAGUGGCUGCGGUCAUUGGAUGCAACCAGGUCGUGAUACCGUGUGUGUGAACUGUCAGACGCGGUUCCCGUUGCUGGAGCGAAAGUUCAACUGCAAGACAUGCGGAGGCGUUUUUUGUGGUACCUGUACAUUUGUCCCGAUCUCUGGGUUUGCAGAGAAACAGGCGCGGUUUUGCUUCAAGUGUUCUAGUGGCAAACUGAAGGAGCUCAUGGGCUGAGCGGGCCUAGUACAAAGGGGGGACUGAAAAUCAGCACUAGAAAGUUUUUUUUUUUAUUAUAUAUUAUUAUAACAAUAAA
Messenger RNA from Gamsiella multidivaricata, 9886 nucleotides. RefSeq lists its product as uncharacterized. Bases 1 to 9807 code for a protein of 3268 amino acids. Gene Ontology annotation, molecular function: protein binding; metal ion binding. The transcript has 18 exons. Lineage: Eukaryota; Fungi; Mortierellomycota; Mortierellomycetes; Mortierellales; Mortierellaceae. The record is from RefSeq and is a predicted model, not a curated record.